This is a messenger RNA of Toxotes jaculatrix (banded archerfish), 2909 nucleotides long. It is a transcript of the gene dclk1a, whose product is annotated as doublecortin-like kinase 1a. The transcript has 15 exons. The record is from RefSeq and is a predicted model, not a curated record. Bases 13 to 2349 code for a protein of 778 amino acids. Gene Ontology annotation, biological process: protein phosphorylation; intracellular signal transduction. Gene Ontology annotation, molecular function: ATP binding; protein kinase activity. Lineage: Eukaryota; Metazoa; Chordata; Actinopteri; Toxotidae.
CUCGGCAGUGAGAUGGAGAUGGAGCAUUUCGACGAGCGGGACAAAGGUCAGAGGCACGGCCGCUCCAGCGCGAAGAUGAACGGGGUGCCGAGUCCUACACACAGCGCCCACUGCAGCCUGUACCGGACCCGGACCCUGAAGACUCUGAGCUCGGAGAAGAGAGCCAAAAAGGUCCGCUUCUAUCGCAACGGUGACCGUUACUUCAACGGGAUAGUGUACGCCAUCUCCACAGACAGGUUUCGCACCUUUGACGCCCUGCUGGCUGACCUGACCCGCUCCCUGUCCGACAACGUCAACCUCCCCCAGGGCGUCCGGACCAUCUACACCCUGGAUGGCUCCAAGAAGAUCACCAGUAUUGAUCAUCUGGUAGAAGGUGACAGUUAUGUAUGCAGCUCCAUUGAAGCUUACAAAAAGUUGGAUUACACAAAAAACGUGAACCCCAACUGGUCGGUGAACGUUAAGGCCUCAGCUGCAUCCUCCCGCGGCCCUCCUUCCCUGGGCAGCGCCAAGGCCGGCGCUCCUGAGAGCCGUGAAAACAAGGACUUCAUACGUCCGAAGCUUGUGACAGUGGUGCGGAGCGGGGUGAAGCCUCGCAAAGCUGUGAGGAUCCUGCUGAACAAGAAAACGGCCCAUUCCUACGAACAAGUCCUGACCGACAUCACUGACGCCAUCAAGCUUGACUCCGGAGUGGUGAAGAAGAUCUACACCCUGGAGGGGAAACUGGUGUCCUGUCUUCAAGACUUCUUCGGGGACGAGGACAUUUUUGUUGCGUGUGGACCGGAGAAGUUCCGCUACCAGGAUGACUUGAUGCUUGACGAGAGUGAGUGUCGUAUGAUGAAGUCGGUGACCUAUGGGAAGAUGUCUGGCUCUCUGAACCGAAGCUCCCCCAAGACUGUCAUCCAAGCACGACGCAGCAAGUCCCCUGCAUCUGGUAAAAUAAUGAACGGGACGCCGGCCAGUCAGCUGUCCACUCCUCAUUCGGGAAAAUCUCCCAGCCCAUCCCCGACUAGCCCAGGCAGCCUCAGCCAACGCCGGGGGUCCCAGGGUUCUUCCACCUCUCUGUCUUCCGCUAAAGUUUCCAGCUCAGUGGAAGAUGGGGAUGGAAUCGUUCCUGAAGCUGAGGUUCUGGUUGAUGAGGUUCCAGCUGUGCCGUCCUACAUAUCAGACCGCUACAAGGUGGGACGCAUGUUAGGUGAUGGGAACUUUGCAGUGGUCCGAGAAUGCGUGGAGCACUCCACGGGACGGGAGUACGCUCUGAAGAUCAUCAACAAGGGCAAAUGCAGAGGCAAGGAGCACAUGAUCCAGAACGAGGUGGCCAUACUCCGUAGAGUCAAACAUCCUAAUAUUGUCCUGCUCAUAGAGGAGGUGGACACUUACAAUGAACUCUACCUGGUCAUGGAGCUGGUCAAGGGGGGAGAUCUGUUCGAUGCCAUCACCUCUGCCAACAGAUACACAGAGAGAGACGCCAGUGGCAUGCUCUACAAUCUGGCCAACGCCAUCAAAUACCUCCACAGCCUCAACAUUGUGCACAGAGACAUCAAACCAGAAAACCUGCUGGUGUAUGAACAUGCAGACGGCAGCAAAAGCCUGAAACUGGGAGACUUUGGUUUGGCAACUGUGGUGGAUGGACCCCUUUACACUGUCUGCGGGACCCCAACAUAUGUAGCACCUGAAAUCAUCGCAGAAACAGGGUAUGGCCUUAAGGUGGACAUCUGGGCAGCUGGAGUCAUCACCUACAUCCUGCUGUGUGGUUUCCCACCCUUCCGAGGGAGCAGUGACGAUCAAGAAGUGCUUUUUGAUCAAAUACUAAUGGGACAACUAGAAUUUCCCCUACCGUACUGGGACAAUGUGUCAGAGACAGCCAAGGAGCUGAUCCGAUCUAUGCUGGAGGUGGAGGUGGAUCAGAGAUACUCUGCCCUCCAGGUGCUAGAACACCCUUGGGUCACUGACGAGGGUCUAUGUGAGAAUGAUCAUCAGCUGUCAGUAGCAGGAAAGAUAAAGAAGCACUUCAACACCAGUCCGAAGGUCAACGACACCACUGCAGGAGUCUCAGUGAUUUCUGCCACCCCUCUUGAUAAGGAGGGGCAGGUUCUCAGACGAGGAUGCCACCCGGAUGUGAAGCCACUGCCUUUGCAGAUGAUGCUGACAGUGACAACAGUAACAACAUCAAUGACAAAAACACUACGGGCAGAGCCUCCCAGUUGCCUCCCUGGCCUGCCCAUAGCCCCUCCCUCUCUGACCCCUGACACUUGCUCUGACCCUUCCCCAAACCCCAGCCUCCCAUCUGACUCUGAUGACAUCUCCAUCAGCUCAGCCAGCACCGUCUGCUCCCCCAACUCGCCCUUCUAGAGAGGAGGCGGAGGGGGGGAGGGGGAGGAGGAAGAGGAGGAGGACAAGGUGUGCAGAGGAGGAAGCAAGGAGAGAAAAUCCUCAUCCAGCUCCUCCCUCUAUGUGGAGGAGGAGGAAGAGGAGACGUCAGCUUCCCCACACUCUCUCAUCUAAGGCUGGGGGUGAACAGGGGAAAACUGUUGAGGGAAAAACAAAAAAAUCAGACGGAACUUUUAUCUUCCCUUAAUCCAUCUUUCCAAACCUGGAAGAGAGAUCGAUCAAAGGGUGGACUGAGGAAAAAGAUGGAAGAGACAGACUAAAGAGGUAACAAGAAAUGGGGAUCAUGAGGAAGAGGGAAAAGGCAGAAUGAGGUGAAAUUUUUAUUUAUUUAUUUUUAACGUUCUCUCAUCUGAGCACAUGUUACAGGGCUCAAGGAGCGAGAAGGGGUGACAGUAUAUUGUUCACCCUUCAGUGAUGAUCCGGGCCCAACAUGGAAACUUCCUUAUGGUGGAACAGCUCUCAAGGCAAUAUGAGAAUAUGGACCGAUGUUCAUGUUUUAUUGAACCUUAUUUAUCCAUUCU